ACCCCGUGCACCGCCGCAGUCGCAGCAAGUGGAGACACUCUGGGUGCAAGUUCUUGUUGGUGGAGGAGCGACAACAACAACAGCAGCAAAGUUCACGCCAGCUAGCAGCAGCAGCAGUAGCAGAGACAUUGAGAAAGUCAGAGCGAGCAGCAACAACAACAACCACCACAACCACCACCAGAAAUCCCAUCGGUAGUGGAGCCACCACGAAAACAACCAUCUCGACCAUGCCGGCCACCGAUAGAGACCUGGCGGAGGACGCUCCGUGGAAGAAGAUCCAGCAGAACACGUUCACACGCUGGUGCAACGAGCACCUCAAGUGCGUGAAUAAGAGGCUCGGAGACCUGCAGAAGGACUUCUCCGACGGCCUGCGGCUCAUCGCCCUGCUGGAGGUGCUCAGCCAGAAGAGGAUGUAUCGGAAGCACAACCCCAGGCCCACCUUCAGGCAGAUGCAACUCGAGAACGUGUCCGUGGCCCUCGAGUUCCUGGACAAGGAGAACAUCAAGCUGGUGUCCAUAGACAGCCAGGCCAUCGUGGAUGGGAACCUGAAGCUGAUCCUGGGCAUGGUGUGGACUCUGAUUCUGCACUACUCCAUCUCCAUGCCCAUGUGGGAGGGCGAGGAGGACGAGGAGGAGGCCAAGAAGCAGACGCCCAAGCAGCGUCUGCUGGGCUGGAUCCAGAACAAGCUGCCCGACAUGCCCGUCGGCAACUUCAGCAAGGACUGGCAGAACGGACGCGCGCUCGGGGCGCUCGUCGACAGCUGUGCGCCCGGUCUGUGCCCCGACUGGGAGACGUGGGAUGCACGGCCCCCCGUGGACAAUGCUCGCGAGGCCAUGCAGCAGGCCGACGACUGGCUCGGUGUACCGCAGGUGAUCGCCCCGGAGGAGAUCGUCGACCCCAAUGUGGACGAGCACUCGGUGAUGACCUACCUGGCUCAGUUCCCGAAGGCCAAGCUCAAGCCGGGUGCUCCCCUCCGCCCCAAACUCAACCCCAAGAAGGCGCGCGCUUUCGGCCCAGGGGUGGAGGCGAUGGGGAACAUGGUGAUGAAACCGGCGGCCUUCACUGUGGAGACCAUCAGUGCCGGGCAGGGAGAGGUCCUGGUGUUCGUCGAGGACCCUGCUGGGCACAAGGAGGAGGCUAAAGUGUCUCCCGUCAAGGACAAGAACCAGACUUACUCUGUGGUCUACACGCCCAAGGUGGUGGGGCCUCACAAGGUGACGGUGCUAUUUGCUGGGCAGCAUAUCAACAAGAGCCCCUUCGAGGUGUCUGUGGCCAAACCUCAAGCGGAUGCGAGCAAAGUGACGGCGCGGGGGCCUGGCCUGGAACUCAAUGGCGUCAUCGCCGGGAAACCCACGUACUUCGACAUCCACACGGCCGGUGCGGGCAUGGGAGAUGUGCACGUGGCGAUCACGGACCCGCGGGGACGCAGCGACACUGUGGACGUGGAGCUGGAGGACCGGGGCGAGAGCGUGUAUCGCUGCGCGUACCGCGCCGUGCUGGAGGGAUCGCACAGCGUCGCAGUGUCCUACGGGGGCACCGCCAUCCCGCGCAGCCCCUUCCCCGUCAACGUCGCGCAGGCGAGCCAUGCGAGCGCGUGCCGCGCCACGGGCAGAGGCCUUCAGGUCAAGGGCGUCCGCAUGAAGGAGGCGGCUGACUUCCGCGUCUUCACGCAAGGUGCCGGCACCGGGGAGCUCAAGGUGUCGCUCAAGACCCCAAAUGGGCACGAGGAGCCUAUUCGUCAGAAGGCCGGUGGCGAUGGCGUAUAUGCGUGCGAGUACAUGCCCAGCGUGCAGGGCAAGCACGUGGUGUCAGUCACCUGGGCUGGCCAGCACAUCCCCCGCAGCCCCUUUGAGGUGGAGGUGGGCCCCGCCGCGGGGGAGCAGAAGGUGCGCGCAUGGGGCCCCGGCCUCCGCUCCGGCCUCGUGGAUCAUCCGGCCCACUUCGUGGUGGAGGCCAUCGGGGAUGACAUCGGCACGCUCGGCUUCUCGAUCGAGGGCCCGUCCCAGGCGCGUAUCGAGUGCCAGGACUGCGGCGAUGGGUCUUGUGACGUGGUGUACUGGCCCGGCGAGGCCGGCGACUACGCGGUGCACGUGGUGUGCGACGACCAGGAUAUCAAGCACAGCCCCUUCAUGGCCGAGAUCGUCGCGGCCCCUGCAGACUUCCAUCCCGACAAGGUCAAGGUGUUUGGGCCGGGCCUGGAGAGCGGCAAGGUGGUGGUGGGCAAGCCCAUUGAGUUCACGGUGGACGCUCGCGCGGGGGGCAGGGCCCCCUUGAAAGUGUACGCACAGGAUGCGGAGGGCAACCCGAUCGAUGUGCAGGUGAAGGACAAUGGCGACGGCACAUUCCUGUGCCGCUACACGCCUCGCAAGGCCAUCAAGCACACCUUCCUCACCACGUGGGGCGGCGUCUCCGUGCCGGGCAGCCCCCACCGGGUGACGGUGAGCAAGGGCAGCUACCCGCAGAAGGUGAAGGUAUCCGGAACGGGCGUCGACCGCUCCGGCAUCAAAGCCGGGGAGCCGGUGGAGUUCACCGUGGACUGCUCUGAGGCCGGGGAGGGUGACAUCAGCAUCGGCAUCAAGUGUGCGGCGGGGCUGCUGGGCCCCACCGAGCAGGAUCUCGACUUCGACAUCAUCAAGAACGACGAUGACACCUUCACCGUUCGCUACAUGCCGCCCGCCGCGGGCCGCUACACCAUCAUGGUGCUCUUCGCUGACCAGGAGAUCCAGCAGAGUCCGUUCCGCGUUAAGGUCGACCCCUCCCACGACGCCUCCAAGGUGAAAGCUGAGGGUCCGGGCGUCAACAAGACAGGUGUGCAGGUGGGCAACCCGACGCACUUCAAGGUGUUUGCGCAGGGGGCCGGGCGGGGCAAGGUGAAUGUGGAGUUCACGGGUGCUGGCAAGGGCGAAUUGGUGCGCGACUUCCACAUCCGGGAAGAACCGGGCGACACCCACAGCGUGGAGUACACACCCUUGCAGCCGGGGAACAUGGCGGUCGCGGUGAAGUAUGGGGGCGACCUCAUCCCGCGCAGCCCGUUCACCGUCGGCGUUACUCCGGCCGUCGACGUCUCGAAGGUUCGCGUCAACGGCCUCGACAAAAAGGCGAUUGUUGGCCAGGAGUUUGUAUUUGCGAUUGGGAAGCGUGGCGCGGGGGGCCAGGGUGCCCUGGACGUGCACGUGGCCGGGCCGACGCGCCGGGCCUUGCCGUGCCGCCUGGAACCGGCGCUCGAGGGCUCCGAGUGUAGCUUCACGCCGCGCGAGGCCGGCACACACCUCGUCACCGUGAAGUAUGACGGCGUGCCCAUCUCCGACGAGCCCUUCUCGCUCGAAGCCGCGCUCCCGCCCGACCCCUCCAAGGUCCGCGUGUCGGGCCCCGGGCUGCAGUCAGGCGAGGUGGGCCGCCCGGCGCAGUUCUCGGUGGACACUCGCGGUGCGGGCGAGGGUGGCUUGGGCCUCACGGUGGAGGGCCCGCGCGAAGCUCGCAUCGAGUGCGAGGACAACGGCGACGGCACCUGCUCCGUGGCAUACACGCCCGCCGAGGCCGGCGAGCACCUGGUCAAUGUGCUGUUCGCGGGGCAGCACGUCCCGGGGUCGCCCUUCCGCGCCCUCAUCCACCCGACCUUCGACCCCUCGCGUGUCGUGGCGUCUGGCCGUGGCCUGGAGAGGUGCAAGAUGGGCGAACCGGCCACCUUCAACGUCGACUGCUCGAAGGCCGGCGAUGGAGACCUGGCGGUGGACGUGCUGUCGGAUUCGGGCAUGCGUGCCGAUGUGAAGACACGGCGCGGGCCCGACGGCCUACACGCCGUCACCUUCACACCGGUCACGCACGGCCCGCACACUGUGUCGCUCACGUACGGCGGGAAGCCCGUGCCACGCUUCCCCGCCAAGGUUGCGGUGGACCCCGCCGUCGACACCAGCGGCAUCAAAGUGUCGGGCCCGGGUGUGGAGGAGAGAGGCGUGUUCUGCGAGGCGACAACAGGCUUCACGGUGGAUGCGCGGGCUCUGGGCCGCGCGGGGAAUGGGGCCCGUGUCGUCACGCGGGUGACCGGGCCCUCAGGGGCCAUGAUGGAUGCGCCCGUCAAGGCCAAGGGUGACGGCACCUAUGCUGUGGAGUACACUCCCUGCGAGAUCGGUGUGCACACGGUGGACGUGCUGUUUGAGGACACGCCGGUGCCGCGGAGUCCGUUCCGCAUCGCCGUCGACGAGGGCUGCGACCCCUCGCGGGUCCGAGUCCAUGGGCCCGGACUCAAGUCUGGCAUCACCAACCAGCCUAACCGCUUCACUGUGGAGACCAGGGGCGCUGGCACUGGAGGCCUGGGCCUGCAAAUCGAGGGCCCCACGGAGGCCAUCAUCUCUUGCACUGACAACAAGGACGGCAGCUGCCUGGUCGAGUACGUCCCAGAGACGGCGGGAGACUACGACGUGCUCGUCACCUACGGCGGCCACCCCUGUCACCGGCAACAUGUGGAUUUUUGUUUGGCAGGGAGCCCGUUCCGCGUGCCUGUCAAAGACACCGUGGACCCGAAGCGCGUGCGCAUCUCGGGGCCUGGGGUGGGUGGCGCUGUGCGUGCCGGCGUGCCGCAGGAGUUCAGCGUCGACUGCAGCAAGGCCGGCGCGGCGCCGCUUGAGGUCACCGUGAAGAACCCGAAAGGUGUGCUGGAGCCCGUGCAGGUGGAGGAGCGCGCGGGUGGCCUGCACGCCGUGCGCUACGUCCCCACCGCGGAGGGGCCCUACACGGUGGCCGUCAAGUACAACGGAGAGAACGUGCCCAACAGCCCCUACAAGCUGACAGUGCUUCCCAAGCACGACGCCAGCAAGGUGCGCGCCAGCGGCCCCGGCCUCAACAAGACCGGCGUUGAGGCCAGCUUCCCCGUGGAGUUCACCAUCGACGCCCGCGACGCGGGGCAGGGUGUGCUGGCCGUGCUCGUUACGGACCCAGAGGGGCACCCUCGGCAGGCGAGCGUGCGCGACAAUGGCGACGGAACCUACACGGUGUGGUACGUGCCGGACUGCGCCGGCCGCUACACCAUCGUGGUGAAGUAUGGCGGGGAUGAGAUCCCGCUGUCGCCCUACAGCGUGCGUGCGGUGCCCACCGGCGACGCUUCAAAGUGCCGCCUGCAAGCGCCAGCGACGCACCUGGCGUUGGGGCGCAACACGGCGUUUGCGGUGGACGCGCGCGGCGCGGGCAAGGGGAAAGUGACAUGCCGCGUGCGCGACCCUGAGGGCCGCGAGGUGGACGUGGAGGUGCAGGAGCAGCCCGAUGGCAACUUCCUCGUGCUGUACAGUGCCGACACGCCAGGGCCGUACGUCGUCACGAUCCGCUAUGGCGGCGAGCACAUCCCCAACAGCCCCUUCCGCCUAGUGGCCUCCAAGGACGCGCCUGUAGUGGAGGAGCAGCGAGUGUCGGUGAAGCAGCAGCAGCAGUCCGCUCUAAAGCCGCUCCGGGCACAGGAGCAGGUGGGCCACGCGCUGCGACCAUUCAGCCUCGUCAUCCCAUUCGUGGUGAGGCGUGGUGAGGUCACUGGGGAGGUGCGCAUGCCCUCGGGUCGCAAGGAUCGCCCCGAGAUCGUGAACAACGGUGACGGCACGGUGACGGUGCGCUACUCGCCCGUGGAGAAGGGCCUCCACGAGAUGGACAUCAAGUACGAUGGAGAGCACAUCCCAGGAAGCCCGCUGCAGUUCUACGUGGACGAGGUGGAGAGCGGGAACGUGACUGCCUACGGACCGGGCCUGAGCCACGGCGUCGCCAACCAGCCGGCCUGCUUCACCAUCGACACCAAAGAUGCUGGCGAGGGAGGGCUGUCGCUGGCCGUGGAGGGCCCCUCCGAGGCAGAUAUCUCGUGCCAGGACAACAAGGACGGCACCUGCUCUGUGUCAUACCUCCCCACGACGUCUGGCAUCUACAGCAUCGUCGUCAAAUUCGACGACCAGUACAUCCCUGGCAGCCCCUUCUCGGCCCGCAUCACCGAGGACAGUCGGCGCCGCACUCACCUCAGCGUGGGCACUGCACAGGAUGUGUCGCUGCAGAUCCAGGAGACUGACCUCAGCGUGCUGAGCGCCAGCAUCGUGGGGCCGUCCGGCUCCGAGGAACCCUGCCAGCUCAAGCGCUUGCCCAAUGAACACAUUGGCAUCUCGUUCACUCCGCGCGAGGCUGGCACACACAUGGUGAGCGUGCUAAAGAACGGCCGCAACAUCGCCAACAGCCCCUUCACGGUGCAGGUCGGCCAGUCCGAAAUCGGCGACGCGCGACGUGUGCGCGUCAAGGGUGCCGGCCUGCGCCAGGGCCACACCGGCGAAGUCUCGGAGUUCAUAGUCGACACCAGCGACGCAGGCUACGGAGGCCUCAGCCUGUCCAUCGAGGGCCCCAGCAAGGCCGACCUGGACUGCGAGGAGCUGGCCAACAGCGCUUGCCGAGUUUCCUACCAGCCACUGGAGCCCGGCGACUACCUCCUCAACAUCAAGUUCGCCAAGGAGCACGUGCCAGGGAGCCCGUUCACGGUGCAUGUGACAGGGGAGGGCCGCGUGAUGAGGCAAAGCAUCACGCGUCCGCGCCACGCGGCCUCCGUCGCCUCCGUGGGCAGCAUGUGCGACCUGAGCCUCAAGUUGCCAGAGGUCAAUGCGGCAGAGCUGUCUGCGGAGGUGACGAGCCCGUCGGGGAAGCGCGAGCGUGCCGAGAUGGUGGCGGUGGGCGGCGGGCAGAGCGGCUCGUACGCCGUGCGCUUUGUGCCACACGAGAUGGGCGUGCACACGGUUAGCGUCAAGUACCGUGGCCACCACGUGCCGGGCAGCCCCUUCCAGUUCACGGUGGGGCCGCUCGGCGAGGGGGGCGCCCACAAGGUGCACGCCGGGGGGCCCGGCCUCGAGUCCGCCGUGGUCGACUCGCCCGCCGAGUUUACGAUCUGGACGCGGGAGGCCGGGGCCGGGGGCCUCUCGAUUGCCGUGGAGGGACCCAGCAAAGCCGACAUCUCCUUCGAGGACCGCCAGGAUGGCUCCUGCGGCGUCUCCUACGUGGUUACGGAGCCCGGUGAAUACGAGGUGACGGUGAAGUUCAAUGACGAGCACAUCCCCGACAGCCCGUUUGUGGUGCCGGCGUCUACCUCGACUGACGCGUCGCGCCGCCUCACUGUGGCGAGCCUUCAGGAGUCUGGGCUGAAACCCAAUCAACCAGCGUCGUUUGCUGUGAACCUGAACGGGGCGCGGGGGAAACUGGACGCAAAGCUUCAUUCUCCCUCGGGGACCAUCGAGGACUGCAUAGUCUCAGAGCUCGACAACGACAAGUACGCGAUCCGGUUUGUGCCGCGGGAAAACGGCACGCACGCCGUACACGUCAAGUUCGACGGUAGCCACGUGCCGGGCAGCCCCUUCAAGGUGCGCGUCGGCGAGCCUGGGCAGACUGCCGACCCCGGACUUGUGACGGCCUACGGGCCUGGUCUCCAGGGCGGCACUACCGGCGCGCCGGCAGAAUUUGUGGUGAACACCACGCGAGCCGGUGCCGGUGCCGGGGCCCUGGCGGUUACCAUCGACGGGCCCUCAAAGGUGCACAUGGACUGCAUCGAGUGCGCCGAGGGCUACCGCGUGAGCUACACGCCCAUGGCGCCCGGCAACUACCUGGUCGCGGUCAAGUAUGGGGGCCCCCACCACAUUGCGGGCAGCCCCUUCAAGGCCAAGAUCACCGGCCCACGUCUCGCCGGUAACGCCGGAUUCCAGGAGUCUUCAUCGGUGAUGGUGGACACGCUGACUCGCUCGGUCGCCCAAUCAACCUCGGCGGUGGCGCCGGGUCUUGCGCGCUUCGUCUCAGACGCCAGCAAAGUGGUGCCACGCGGCGCAGGCCUCAACAAGGCCUACGUUGGCCAGAAGAACAGCUUUACUGUCGACUGCAGCAAGGCUGGCAACAACAUGCUUCUGGUGGGCGUCCACGGGCCACAUGUCCCGUGCGAGGAAGUGGUGGUGAAGCACACGGGGAAAGGCGCCUACGCAGUCUCCUACACCCUCAAGGAGCGCGGAGAGCACAUCCUCGUCCUCAUGUGGGGCAACGAGCAUGUCACCGGCAGCCCCUACGUCGUCAACGUCGUCUGAGCGGCUGGCGAGAGAGCCCCGCCGCGUGCGUCUCCUCCUCCUCCCCUGCCCUCUUUCCGCAUCAACGACCUCCACACUCGUCCACCCUGUCGCAACUUCACAAUUCACUCGACAUUCCCGCCCCACCGUGUACAAUCACCGCAUGUUAUUGUGUAAAGUUGCCGCCCUUGUGCAUCCGUGUGGGGUUUUGGUUUGGUACACGCCAGCUUGCCCGUGAGCUGGCAUGAGGGACGGGUUGGGAAGGGAGCGUGACGCAAAUGUUAACGUUUUGUGGUAGUUUGUGAAAAGUUUUUGUCGCUCGCCUAUUGAACAAUUCUUCCCCGACCCUUUUGUUAGCGUUCUUUCUGGGUUGCCUUUGAUCGAUGCCACCCCGUCUCACUUUCUGCAUUUUUUAUCUCGUUUUUGGUGGCUGAUGGGUGACUUUUUUCUAUUUGGUGCAUCUGCCUGUGUAGAAUUGGUUUUUGUGAUUUUUGUAAUGUCUUCAGUGAGACACUGUACAUUGGCAGGGCUACUUGUCGUAGCUGCGCUGCUGUCUGGGCUUGGUUGAUCUGUUUACUGUAGCUAUUCAUGUAAACCACUUUCUCGAUUUAAAGUAAUUCGAAUUUAUAUUUUUUAUGACUUCAGUUUUCUAUGUCGAUGCUUAGUCUAUUGACUAAAGUUUAGCAAAUAGUGUUACGAAAGUCACCCGAAGGUGAUUCUUGAGGGGCCUGCCUACUCGGACACAUCUUGGCCAAUCCCGGGACCCGUUGCUGUGGCGACCUGCUGCUGCUACUACACCUCCCAGUUAAGCACGCCGCGAUUGGCUUCUGAUGGGUCAGGAGGGGAGAUCCCACAACCCAUGUCUUUUUGGUCUUUUUGUAUCGACUUACAAGCCUAAUUAUAAAAGGAAAAAGUUUGACUUAUUUCUCUCAGAUGACACUGAACUGUUAUAACUGGAUCCCCGCCAAGGCCUCGUUUUCAGUGAACGGCGGCCGCUUGAAUGUAUGAUCGCUGGGGGAGAGGGCAGCAUGAUGCCUUGCUUCCGUCCUGGCAGCUGUAGCGCAAACACUGGUUGUCGCUGAAUGUACGGAGGGGCCCCACACGCCAGGUGGACCAAGUUGUUGCCAGCUUAAGAGGAGAAAGUCCUUUGUACCAAUGGACAAAAAAAAUGUUUAGGUUUAGUUCUGUUAUUCUCGAUCGGCCAACCCAAAAGGUAAUGCAACUUAACUAAACUUUGCUGGGGUUUUUCCACUUAAAAAUUUGAAAAACCAGGAAGCAUAUCAGGUUUUAUUUCUGAAAUUUUUUCUUCCAGGCUCACUUAUUGAAAUUGCGCUGGUUAACUCAUUCUCUAACCAAUUUUCCAACAAUACGCUCCAUCCAUUGGAUGUUAAAAACUCUGAUCUGGCAAGCUGAUGAUCAACUAGAAUGCCGCCUCUCCACCGAGGCAACAAGACUUCUGAUCUGGCAAGAUCGAGACCCCCCCCCCCCCCCAAACAAAAAAAACGCAACCUCCAUGGGUGUCUCGCAGUCGGUGUGGUGGCUGUGUGGCAUUCGGUGUCCCCGGCUGCCCUGCGGCCCUCUCACUCUUUCCUGCCUCGUGCCGGCGAGAGCCACGUUGCUCUGCGGUCGUCAACCGCCACAGCGACCUCCUCCC
Molecule: messenger RNA, 9705 nt
Organism: Lethenteron reissneri (Far Eastern brook lamprey)
Lineage: Eukaryota; Metazoa; Chordata; Hyperoartia; Petromyzontiformes; Petromyzontidae
Product: filamin-A-like
Biological process (GO): actin cytoskeleton organization
Molecular function (GO): actin filament binding
Source: RefSeq, a predicted model, not a curated record